GAUUUUUCCGUAUUUUGUCAAAAUUUGAACUUUAAAUGCUUAUAAAUAAAAACUGUGACUAAAGAUUUUGAAUAUUUUUCAAAUGUCAUUGUAACAAUAUAGUAGGAGCCUUGUAUUAAAUUUUCAAGCUUUAUUCCCCAACAAAUAAAAUUUUAUUGAUAUUUAUAGAAAAAAAAACUAAAAAAAAUGGAAACUGAAAAUGUCCGUAAACAGCUCAAUAUAAAUCAAAAUAUUUGGAAAAUGUUGUGGUGUAUAGAAAAUUAUAAUAUAAACAUUCAGUCAAAAUUUCAUGUACCUACGGCUAUUUGUUUUAGAGUUACAUCAAAAACCAAAAUCGAAUUUCUCAAACACAGAUUUUGAGUGAAUAUUCCCGUUUUUCCUUAAUUUUUCUUUUGUUUUUCAUGUCGCUUUUGAAAAUUACUGGGAAAUUUUGACCCCCCAUAGUACCAACUAGAUUCACUUUCCUAUCAGAAAAGUUACUGUUGAAGAAAAUCCAAUAACUUUGUUAAAUGAAAAGAAAGCUAGGUUUAACUAAGAUUACUCUAUCCCAAUUAAGUGACACUCGGUGGGUAUGCAGAUUUAAGAGUUGUGAUGCUCUUAUUAACAACUAUGAUGCUAUUGUCAAUGUGUUAACUAAUGAAAUUGAUGAACAGGAGAGUAAAGAUGUCGCUCAAGCAAUUGGCAUUUUAGCAACUAUAAAAAUCAUAAAUUUAUUAUAUAUUUGUUUAUACUUCAUGAUGUUCUGAAAAUAAUAAAUAUAUUGAGUAUACGAUUACAAUCAAAACUGGCAACAUUAGGAAGUUCGGCAUGCUUAAUAAAUGGAGUUAAAGAAACUCUGAAAAAUCGUACUCCAGAAUACUUUGCAGAAUUAUGGGAAAAAAUUGUUUAUUUUGCAGAGACUAAUGAUAUUUCUAUCAAUAUUCCCAUAGGUUCGAAAAGACGUAGAACAGAAACAAAAACCCUCAAGGACUACCAUGUUACUGUCACAACUGCGGCUGAGAACUCGAUGCACGAAGGUGAAUCGUCAAAGAAAAAAUAUUGGGAAGAGCAUGCUAACUAUCCAAUAUUAGAUGCAAUUAUAGUUAGUUUGAGUACUCGAUUUUUACAGGAGAGUUUAAACAUUGCAACAGCAGUUGAUGAACUAUUUAAAUUAAAUUUUCAACAAUCAUCUUUUCUUAUUGAUUAUUAUAAAAAUACUUUUGAUAUCAAUUUUUCAAACUUGAAAUGUGAAAUGAAUGUAAUGAAAAACAUGAUGAACGAAGUUAAUUUUGAAAAUAUCAAAAAACAUCUAAAUGAAGAAGUAUUUCCUAAUUUAUUUAAAAUAAUGCAAGUGGCAAUAAAAUUACCAGUGAGCUCGGCCACUUGUGAAAGGUCCUUUUCAACUAUGAGAAGGAUCAACACAUAUGUCCGAGCUAACAUGACUCAGGGCCGAUUUAGUAACUUAGCAAAAUUGAAUAUCGAAAAAGAUAUUAAAGUAGAUACUGAAACAAUAUUAAACACGUUUGCUAAAUCUAACCGAAGAAUACAGCUCUAA
Molecule: messenger RNA, 1534 nt
Organism: Metopolophium dirhodum (rose-grain aphid)
Lineage: Eukaryota; Metazoa; Arthropoda; Insecta; Hemiptera; Aphididae
Exons: 4
Coding region: 1007-1534 (175 amino acids)
Molecular function (GO): protein dimerization activity
Source: RefSeq, a predicted model, not a curated record